Messenger RNA from Necator americanus (New World hookworm), 402 nucleotides. RefSeq lists its product as uncharacterized. Lineage: Eukaryota; Metazoa; Nematoda; Chromadorea; Rhabditida; Ancylostomatidae. The coding region runs from base 1 to 402 and encodes 133 amino acids. The record is from RefSeq and is a predicted model, not a curated record. The transcript has 3 exons.
AUGUCGCUGGAAUUUCACGUUCGUUCCAUGGAUUCGCUCAACGCUUGGAUAUUUGAAAACGGAGAUCGAGACGGAGACCGAGGCCGUUGCUUAUGGGAUUUUAGCGAUUGUAUGCCGAUCCACUUACUAGUACUGGUUCUCGCUUUACUGGUUUCCCCAACUAAAUCCUGUUUCGGUGGUCUUGGAGGACUUUUCGGUGGAGGCGGAGGUUGCUGUCCACCACCAGUGGGAGGACCCAGCUGUUGUCCACCAAUGGGAGGCGGUGGAGCAAUAUAUCCUGGUGGAGGUGGUGGAGGUUAUGCGGUUGCACCACCUCCACCACCACCAGCACCUGCCUAUGUAGCACCACCACCAGCACCUGUUUAUCCUAGUGGUGGUUAUCCUGUAUCCGGAAAGAAAUAA